This is a messenger RNA of Coregonus sp. 'balchen', 1199 nucleotides long. The record is from the annotation of a GenBank genome assembly. NCBI's taxonomy places the organism in Eukaryota, Metazoa, Chordata, Actinopteri, Salmoniformes, Salmonidae.
AUGGAGUUGACGAUUCUUCUCACAGGUAAGAGAUCCUCUAACAUUCUCACACACGUUCACUGACGUAUGCGGAGUAUGGGAAUGUGCAUUUUUCUGCUGAAUAUGGAUCUACAUUUUCUGUAUGUGCCUGUGUUUCGCAAUGGCUGAUGGUGUCCUCCAUCUCUUCACUACAGCCUUCAUGGGAUGUAUUGGGGUCCUACGCUCAGAGGCCACUGCAGGUCUGUCAGUCUAUCUUCCUGCAUACAUAAUUUUUUUAACGUUUCAAAGUGUCUCUCUAACUUCAGAUGUUAUUGUCCAGAUUCCAUAGAGAUGCUGGGUCCCAGAAUCCUCCAGCCCCAUAGGUCCAAAAUAAGAGCUGGUCUAGGUAAAGAAUUCUGCCAUCUGUUAUUUUUUACGUUUUCAUGAAAGUGGCUUAUAUCAAUAGUGGAUAUUCUCGAGUGUUUAAACUCGCAGACAACCUGGUCUUCGCCUCAGUGUUUUAGAAUCUGGGUGUGCGGUCUGAGAAUUCUAUUCUGGUGUUGGUUAAGAACCACCGUUUUUAACAAACAGGAUGUGUUUGUCAUAUACAGGGGAGCAGUUGGUUAUUGAAUGUAAGGCAGACCCAGGCCUUCCUGAUGACUUUACCCUUGUCUACUGGCUGGUCAACAGAAUCUUCCCAGAGGUAGCCUACACUGAUGGCAGAGUAUCAGAAACAGAGGAGUAAGUACUGGGGUUUGUCUUCACACAAAACCAUGUCCCUUACUUUCUACCCUUUAACAAUGCUGUUAAUACUAUACUACUCUUUCCAUAUUUGGACCACACAUGUAGAGUACGCAAAGUCUACAGUAUGUGUUCUGUUCAGCUGUUGUACGAUAUAAUAUGUGGAGGGAGUGUUGGCUAAGUGUUGUAAAUGUGGUUUCAGAUCAGCCUCAGAGGACGGCAGGGUGAUCCAGAGGAGUCUGGUGUUCAAGAACGUGACUGCAGAAGAUUUCAGGUCCACUUUUACCUGUGUGAUAAGAAGCCUGGCUGGGCUUGACCAAAGGACUGUCACACUGAUGCCCAAUCACAAGGCUAGUUUUCCCUCAUUACCUCAAGUCCUCUCCCCUCGUCCUUCACUCACUCCCAACUCAAAACACCUGGGGAAACCGAGAAAGGAACUCAAGAAGAAACAUAGGAUAAAGGAUCAGAGAAAAAAACGAAACCACGCUUGCAAGAAAUGA